GAAAUGCUAGAUCUAGUGAUAUCACCCAGCCUGACUGUAAAUAGAGAGUGCCCUGACAGACUGAAGCUUAACCUUUCUAACGUUUAUGCCACAGCUCCAGAUGACAUAGAAGGUAGGUCAAAGCAAGUUUUUCAUAGGGAGUUUGAAGGUGAGCCAGGCAGCAGCAAAGCAGCACCACAGUGUCCUCUCCAUCUGUACUCCACCAAACAUUAUCCCCACAUAGUGGCAGUUCCAUCCUUCCCAACAAUGGCAACCUAUGGACAGACUCAGUACAGCACAGGGAUCCAGCAGGCUGCUGCGUAUACUGCCUACCCUCCUCCAGGGCAGCCCUAUGGCAUCCCCUCCUACAGCAUCAAAACAGAGGACAGCCUGAGCCACUCCCCAGGGCAGAGUGGGUUUCUCAGCUACGGAUCCAGCUUCAGUGCCCCAGCAGCCGGGCAAGCGCCCUACACGUACCAGAUGCACGGCACAACAGGGAUUUACCAGGGAGCCAAUGGCCUGACAAAUUCUGCAGGAUUUAGUGCUGUGCAUCAGGAAUAUUCCUCGUAUCCAAGCUUUCCUCAAAGCCAGUACUCACAGUAUUACAGCUCCUCCUACAACUCUCCAUACGUGUCUGCAAACAGCAUCAGCCCCUCAGCCAUCCCAACCUCCACUUACUCUCUGCAGGAGCCUUCUCACAAUAUCAGCAGCCAGAGCACAGAAUCACUCUCUGGGGAAUAUUCAACAACACCAGCAAAAGACAUUGAGACAGACAGACACCACAGAGGGACAGACGGCAAGGUCCGAGCCCGCUCAAAGAGAAGCAACGAUCCUUCCCCUGCUGCUGACAGUGAGAUAGAGCGUGUGUUCGUGUGGGAUCUGGAUGAGACGAUCAUUAUCUUCCACUCCUUGCUCACGGGAACCUUUGCAUCCAGAUAUGGGAAGGACACCACAACAUCGGUGAGGAUAGGGCUGAUGAUGGAGGAGAUGAUCUUCAACCUUGCAGACACACAUCUGUUCUUUAAUGACCUGGAGGACUGUGACCAGAUCCACAUAGAUGAUGUAUCCUCAGAUGAUAACGGCCAGGAUCUAAGCACGUACAACUUCUCUGCGGAUGGCUUCCACAGCUCCAGCGCCAGCGCCAGCCUGUGCCUGGGCUCGGGCGUUCACGGCGGCGUGGACUGGAUGCGGAAGCUGGCGUUCCGCUACCGGCGCGUCAAGGAGCUCUACAACACCUACAGGAACAACGUGGGGGGUUUAAUAGGAGCUCCUAAGAGGGAAACCUGGCUGCAGCUGAGAGCAGAACUUGAAGCACUGACUGAUCUCUGGCUCACACACGCUCUGAAGGCGCUGAAUUUGAUACACUCCCGGCCUAACUGUGUGAAUGUGUUGGUCACAACAACUCAGCUUAUACCAGCUCUGGCCAAAGUGCUUCUCUAUGGACUGGGCACUGUUUUCCCCAUUGAGAACAUCUACAGUGCAACAAAAACAGGGAAGGAGAGCUGCUUUGAAAGGAUAAUGCAGAGGUUUGGGAGGAAAGCCGUGUACAUUGUAAUAGGAGAUGGUGUGGAAGAGGAACAGGGAGCAAAAAAGCACAACAUGCCAUUCUGGAGAAUCUCCUGCCAUGCUGACCUGGAAGCUCUUCGGCACGCCUUGGAACUUGAAUAUUUGUAG
Indicator indicator is the source of this 1653-nucleotide messenger RNA. RefSeq names its product EYA transcriptional coactivator and phosphatase 2 (gene EYA2). The coding region runs from base 4 to 1653 and encodes 549 amino acids. The record is from RefSeq and is a predicted model, not a curated record. Gene Ontology annotation, biological process: multicellular organism development; positive regulation of DNA repair; cell differentiation. Gene Ontology annotation, molecular function: protein tyrosine phosphatase activity. Gene Ontology annotation, cellular component: nucleus. The transcript is spliced from 16 exons. Lineage: Eukaryota; Metazoa; Chordata; Aves; Piciformes; Indicatoridae.